ACCUCUUUAUACAUUUGAUAAUUGAAAUUGAUGUCAUCAAUAACAUGUCAGCUAUAGAUCGUGUAAGAAUAAUAGUUUUAGGAGAUUCCGGUGUUGGAAAAACAUCUUUCGUUCAUUUGCUUACUCAAAACGAAGCUGUCCGAGCUCCGGGUUGGACCGUGGGAUGUUCCGUAGAAGUUAAAUUGCAUGAAUACAAAGAAGGCACUCCAGAACAAACGUCUUAUUUUAUCGAAUUUUGGGAUGUAGGCGGUAGUAGAAAUCACAGAAACACUCGUCACGUAUUCUAUUAUCCUUGCCAUGGAAUAAUAUUAGUUCAUGAUUUAACUAAUCGAAAAUCCGAAUUAAAUUUAAGAAAAUGGUUACAAGAAUUGUUAAGUAGCGAUACUAAAAGCGCUUUUGGAAAUAGUUUUGAUGAUUUGGACGCUGAAAAUUUUUUGGGUUCCAUACAUAUUCCACUUUUAAUUAUAGGAACUAAGUUGGAUUUAGUUGAAGAUAAUCCAUCAAGUCGAAGAAGCAAACUUGCAUCUCAAUUUAAUGCAGAAGAAAUUGUUUUAGAUUGUAGACAAAGUAGAUUUUUAGCUGCUGGUACUUCGAAUGCUGUUAAAUUAUCUAGGUUUUAUGAUCGUGUUAUUGAACAAAGUUAUCAUGGUAAAGACAGAUCUUAUGGUGAUAAAUAUAGCUAUUCCAUUCAAGGACUGCCAUCAAAGUUUUAUACUCCAAUACAUCAAGAUUAAAAAAUAGACUUAUCAUUAAACAGUUUUUUUAUAUUGUAUAUUUAAGAGAAUUGAUAUAAGAUG
Molecule: messenger RNA, 797 nt
Organism: Onthophagus taurus
Lineage: Eukaryota; Metazoa; Arthropoda; Insecta; Coleoptera; Scarabaeidae
Product: rab-like protein 3
Source: RefSeq, a predicted model, not a curated record